UACCGUGCAGUCCUUGGGACACGACCUCUGGCUUCCUGUCCUGCCUCCCGACGGGGGUUGACCGCGCGCGCACGACACACGCACGUAGCCUUUAGCGACAGUGGGAAGUUUGCACCGCGCGAAACCGCUUCCGCCGGUCGUCGCGAUUAAAACCGCGUGAUAAUCGGAAACCAAAGGAUUCAACGUUUACAUAGUGCGCGUUUACGAAUUUCUUGGUGUACAGUUUGGUUUUCUUUGGGGUUCCUUUAGUUCUUUACGCUCGACUAGGUCCACUCAAGCUUUCUCGCGUAGAGGAAGGUCAGGUCUCGUCGAGAGCACGCGGAACUAUCCCCCUGAUCUCUGAGCGACCGAGGGGUGGGUAUCUCGUUGGCUGCGGUAAUAUCACCCUGUCCGAGGGGAUAAUGGAUUGCUCGCGUGGCGAGGGGCGAUGGACAAUAGCCCCGAGACCAGAGGAGGCUUGACGUCCCCGUUUCGCUGCUCUACCGACGGACACCGUAGCUAUGUGGAUCGCGCGCGUGUCAAUCGCGCGGAAUCGAUCGUCGAAACUUUCCAACAAGUCGUAACGCACCGGGCCUAACCUGCCCCAAUAGGAGCGUAACGGGGAAGACGUUUAUCCCCUGAGUGAGUGUUGUGGACGCGUGUGUAGUGGAAUCGUUCGAGGAUCUCGGACCUGUGGACCAAGUGAAUCGGAAGUGAUCAGUGACUUUCGACCUGGAGGGUCGCCCGGUGAGAUUAACGAGCCGCUAAUUGGCCGAGGAGCGCCAGGAGUUCGUCAUUUGCGUGGUCGCCACCUGACUGUAUGGAAAUUAUGUAACUCAAGCAUUGCUACAUCCAGCGUCGACUUUUCCAGAACGUGGAAACGAUUCUCCGAGGAUACAGGUGACGACCUCUGAGGACCACGAAAAAAGAAGAAACAAGGUUGGCUCGGGAGGAAGAGGACAACGGGAAAAGCUGGACGAGAGCUGGUGGCGAGAGGGUGAGAGCGACCAGAAAGGGGAAAGAAACCCCCAGCGAUCGACAGAUGAGAGCUCGAGUCGCAGAAAGUGGUUUCGAGGGAGCCUGGGCCGAGUUAGCUCGGUGAAAAGAGGAGAGCAUCGGAAGCUCGAAGCUAGAGGAAGCUGCGGUGGAGAAAAAAAGUAGAGUCCACGUCGACGAGGGGUUGGCGGUGCCCUCGGAGAGAGACGAGGCUAGGGUGAAGGACACUGGUACCGGUUGGAAAGUGAGAAGCUGGAGGGACUCGUGUCGCUGACGCGACCAGGAGUGACGUGACGUGACGUGACGUGACAUCGAGGCGUCGAGAUGCCUCGGGAUGAGAUGGCCGCCUCCGUUCGCACGCUCCUGUCGCUUCUUCUCGUCCUUGGCGCUUCUGCACCGUGCCGCGGCAGGAUCACCAAUGAGGAAAUAGGGAAGACGACAUACGUGCAGGCAGUGGCAGGAGGAAUUGCUCAGUUACCGUGCGAAGUGGAACCGUCGGUCGCUAGAGACAAGCUACAUCUAGUUAUUUGGUACAAGGAGGAGGUAGACGCACCGAUAUACAGUUUCGACAUGAGGGGACGAAAUAAUAUCCUGGCACAAGGAAAACACUGGCAGGAUGAGAGCCUCAACAAACGUGCCUUCUGCAGAGUCGACGAGCACUCCGCGAAUCUCACCCUCCAGAACGUUCGUGAGACCGACGCCGCCGUUUACAGAUGCAGGGUCGAUUUCAAGCAGUCGCCGACCACGAACAGCAAAGUCAAUCUCACAGUGAUCAUACCCCCAGAGCAGCUCAGCAUAUUGGACGAAGAUGGAAAGACUCAUAUUCCCUACUACAAGCUUGGCCCUUACACCGAGGGUGCAUCUCUCAAUAUUACAUGCGUCGCUGCUGGUGGACGACCACCACCACGAGUAACGUGGUGGCAGGAGAAUUCACUUCUGGACAACGUCUACGAGUCGGUCGGUACGAAAAGGGUUCGCAACGUGCUGCGAUUGGAAAAGCUGACUCGCGAACACUUGCACGCGGUUUUCACCUGCCAGGCCUCGAACAGCAACAUGACGGUGCCUAUAUCCAGCGAUGUCACUUUGAAUAUGAACUUGAAGCCAUUGUGGGUCCGCAUGCGAGGAGCGAACCGUCCAUUUAGCGCUGGCACCACGUACGAAAUAGAUUGCGAAGUUGUUGGAGCCAGACCAACGCCAAAAAUUAUCUGGUCGAAGGGGAGCACCAUUCUGAGAAAUGCACGGCAGACGACGAGCCCCGACAACAACGUCACCACGAGCACUCUCACCUUCGUGCCGAGCAUCGAGGACGCUGGCAAGUUCCUCUCCUGCCGCGGCAGCGUGCCGGAUAUCCCGGAUUCCGAGAUGGAGGACGGAUGGAAGCUCGACAUACAGCACGAGCCAGUGGUAACCCUCGAGCUGGGCAGCAAUUUGAACCUCAGCGCGAUCCGCGAGGGCAUGGACGUCUACUUCGAGUGCAACAUCAAGUCCAACCCCUGGGUGUACAGGGUCUCCUGGCGGCAUAACGGCAAUCCUUUGUAUCAUAAUUCAUCAACUGGCACGGUAAUCAGCAACCAAAGCCUGGUGCUGCAAAGCGUGUCACGCAACAGAGCUGGGAUCUACACUUGCAUCGGCAGCAAUCAUGAAGGAGACGGGGAGAGCAACCCUCUCAAUCUGGACAUCAAAUUCACCCCAGUGUGCCAUCAGGGCCAGGUGAAGGCAUACGGCAUGGCCAGACAGGAAACGAUGAAGAUACCCUGUGAGCUCGAGGCGAAUCCUCCGGACGUAUCGUUCACCUGGAAAUUCAAUAACACAAUGGAAGCGAUUGAUAUACCGCAAUCGCAAGUCACCAGCGAACGUACGCGCUCGACGGUCUCUUACACACUGAUGACGGAAAUGGAUUACGGCACGCUUCUGUGUUGGGGCACCAACGAUCAGGGCACCCAGCUCGAACCCUGCGUUUACCACAUCGUGCCUGCUGAUCACCCAGACACGCCGCACAACUGCUCCCUUCUGAACCAAACGACGGACUCCCUGUACGUGGAGUGCACAGAGGGUUUCGACGGCGGUCUGCCGCAGAAGUUCACAAUGCAGGUGGAGCGCGAGCCAGGCACCAGCAGCAGCUCCUCGAAGCCGAGCAUGACGGCGUACAACCAGACCAGCAAAGUUCCGUCGUUCUCGGUGGGUAACCUCGAGCCAGGCACCACGUACGACGUUUACGUGUACGCUAGCAACAGCAAAGGCCGCAGCGAGACGGUCCACUUUCGCGCCACCACCUUGAACCUGCCCGAGAGACGCACAGCAGGUGAAAGGCUGUCGCAUCCCCGACCACCGGAGAAUUGUACGAUCAGGGAAGAAAGCAGGACAACGGUCAGGGUGAGCUGCGCCGAGAGCGAGUACACCGACUCGCGAACCGCCACCUAUGUGCUCCAGGUCUACGACGCGGACACCAGGCGUCUGCUCGCCUCCGCGACUAGCAUGACGCCUAGCAUGCUCGAGAUCACGAAUCUACCAGCUGAGAGGAGUUACUCCGGGCUGCUGCUCUCCCUCAGGAUCAUAACGGAGCACGCGAUGAGCGACGCCAUCGAACUCCACAGCCCGCACUUUGUUCAGGAGGGUAAGACACAGGAGCAUCAACGAUACCCAGCUCUCACCCCGGUGAUGCUUUCGUUGUCUGGACCACUGCUCGGCGCAGUGGUCGGCGCGACAGCGGGUCUCCUACUGGUGAUCUUCGUGAUAGUCCUCGCUGUGAGAUUACGCUAUCGACCGAGGCCCCAGGAGGACAAGGACUCUCACGACGACGGCGGCAUGGCGAACCUGGCCGCGUCCGGCACCGGCAGUUCCUCUCCACAUGAUAAAUCGUCGACCUUACCUCUCAACUCGGACAGCAUCGAGAGCUUCGAGAAGGACCCCGAUAUAAUUCCUCACGCUAAUGAAAAUUCUUACGCGGAACUGUGCAAGGGUACUUCACCGCGUUACGUUUUACACCAGCCACGAACGGACGCAAGUACUUUUACCAAUGUCAAUAACGGAUCAGAGCUAACGUAUGCCGAACUAACGCUCCGAAGCAACCGACGAAUACCGCCUAAUUGUUAUCAGUCAGUCCAAGUACCCAAUAUACAACGACCUCAACUGCUACCCAUGUCGACCCUAACGCGUAGGCAGCCAAUCCAGGAACCAACGAUUUACGCGCAAGUCGCCAGUCAUUCCAAGCCGAUUUACGUGCCACCCCCGCAUCCGUACAUGAGUCGUACCAACGACGAAACCACGGCAGAAACCCCAUUAAUCGGACACGACAAUAAGGUGACAACUAAUAUCACCACGAUCAGCCAAUCGGGCAGUUCGCUGUGGCGCACCGACACACCCCCGACCUCGAACGCGCCAACGACAUGAUUCUAAGAUCGCUCGAUCUCGAUCGACGCAACAUUUUGCUCUUAAACGUUUCUCGACGCACCC
Messenger RNA from Hylaeus volcanicus, 4428 nucleotides. Its product is annotated as nephrin-like. Gene Ontology annotation, molecular function: protein binding. Lineage: Eukaryota; Metazoa; Arthropoda; Insecta; Hymenoptera; Colletidae. The transcript is spliced from 17 exons. Bases 1300 to 4365 code for a protein of 1021 amino acids. The record is from RefSeq and is a predicted model, not a curated record.